Molecule: messenger RNA, 3002 nt
Organism: Podarcis muralis (Common wall lizard)
Lineage: Eukaryota; Metazoa; Chordata; Lepidosauria; Squamata; Lacertidae
Gene: ACSM5
Product: acyl-CoA synthetase medium chain family member 5
Biological process (GO): fatty acid biosynthetic process; acyl-CoA metabolic process
Cellular component (GO): mitochondrial matrix
Molecular function (GO): fatty acid ligase activity; fatty-acyl-CoA synthase activity
Source: RefSeq, a predicted model, not a curated record
AGCAGUUUCUAAGCAGUGGAGGCUGACCUAUUCAGCCAAAUUUUGCAUGGCCCCAUCAAUCUCAGACUGCCUUCGGCCAACCCCUACAUGCCAUUCUUCUUACUGACUUCUUGCUUGUUAUUGCCUCUGCCUCCACCCACUGCUGGUCUCCUGCCUUACCAGUCUCGCUAGGCAGCAGCUACCACGAACGAUAAGUAAAGAAAGGAAGGAAUGGGGUACCCCUCACUACACACAGCAGAUGUGAGGAUCGAGGGCACCGCUCCAAGUCAAGCCUGGACUUUGUCCCACCCCUGCUGCACAGAUUGUAUGACAGUCGGGCCAGGCAAUUCAGGCUACAGCUGCGAGCAAGCUUUCACUUUUGCCUGAAAACAACAACCCAGGCACGGGACACAGAAAAGGAUCUGCAGAGGGGAUCCAGGGACCCAGCAGUCAUAGCGAGAGGCUCAGUCAAGACGUCCACCCACUCCCCAACUCCUGAGCACUGAAAAAUCCAGCUAAGUUGAUGUUCUCAAGCUGCCUUCUGCUCUGGUGCCAUGAAGACCUUGUUUAAAUGCUUCUGGAAUCUGCGGCCACCUCACACAUUGCUCCAUCAAGUCAAAAGACACCUUGCCUCUCCAAUCACCCCACACUACGAAGCUAUAAACCGGUGUGAACAGGAAGUGCCCAAGUACUUCAAUUUUGCUAGUGAUGUUCUGGACAGGUGGACCCAAGUGGAAAAGGAGGGAAAGAGAUCUCCAAACCCAGCCUUCUGGUGGGUGGACGACCAGAGCAAAGAGGUGAAGUGGAGCUUUGAGGAACUGGGAGUCUUAUCCCGGAAAGCUGCCAACAUGCUCCUUGGUCCAUGCGGCUUGCAAAGAGGUGACCGGAUCAUGACAGUUCUACCCCGGAUUCCAGAAUGGUGGCUGCUAAGCGUGGCUUGUAUGCGGACAGGCAUUGUUUUCAUCCCAGGGACGCCCCAGUUGACAGCCAAAGACAUCUCCUACAGGCUCCAGGCUUCCAAAGCCAAAUGCAUCGUGGUGAGCGACACGCUGGCCCCUGCAGUGGACUCAGUCCUGUCUGAAUGCAAUUUUGUGAAAACCAAGCUUCUUGUGUCCGACAGCAGCAGAGAUGGCUGGAUGAACUUCAAGGAUCUCUUCCAAGCAGCACCUGCCAACCACGACUGUGUUAAGACAACAAGCGACGAGCCCAUGAUCAUCUACUUUACAAGUGGGAGCACAGGGUCUCCCAAAAUGGUGGAACAUUCCCACUGCAGUUACGGGAUUGGAUUUACAGCAAGCGGCAGGCACUGGAUGAAUCUGAGUCCUUCAGAUAUAUUCUGGAAUACAUCUGACACAGGAUGGGUGAAGUCAGCUUGGAGCAGCGUGUUUGCUCCUUGGAUCAAUGGGUCGUGUGUCUUUGUACAUCACCUGUUGAAAUUCGAACCCACCGUCAUAAUAAAUACUCUCAACCGAUACCCAAUCACGACUUUCUGCACAGCUCCUACUGCAUACCGGAUGUUGGUUCAGCACGAUCUCACCAGCUGCAAAUUCAUGAGCCUGAAGCACUGUGUGACAGGAGGGGAACCACUCAUCCCAGAAGUGAUGGAGCGGUGGAAGGCUCAUACAGGGCUGGAUAUCUAUGAAGGCUAUGGACAAACAGAAACAGUAACAAUAUGUUCCAAUAUAAAGGGAAUGAAAAUCAAACCGGGCUCACUAGGAAUGGCUUCUCCACCAUAUGAUGUCCAGACUGUAGAUGAUGAAGGCAAUGUUCAACCUCCUGGACAAGAAGGGUACAUUGCGAUCAGGAUCAAACCCAAGCGACCAUUUUGUCUUUUCUCAGGGUACUUAGAUAACCCUGAGAAAACAGCAGCUAGUGAACGUGGCGAUUUUUAUAUCACUGGAGACAGAGCGAUCAAAGAUGAAGAAGGUUAUUUCUUUUUUGUCGGAAGAUCAGACGAUUUGAUUAAUUCGGCUGGGUACCGUAUCGGCCCAUUUGAAGUGGAGAGUGCCUUGAUAGAGCACCCAGCUGUGGUGGAAUCGGCUGUGGUCAGCAGCCCAGAUCCCGUGAGAGGAGAGGUGGUGAAAGCCUUUGUCGUCUUGUCACCUGCUUUUUUAUCACAUGACCCAGAAGAAUUGAUCAAGGAGCUCCAGGAUCAUGUGAAAAAGGUGACUGCUCCUUACAAGUAUCCUAGAAAGGUCGAGUUUGUCCAAGAGCUACCAAAGACAGCUGCAGGGAAAAUGCGAAGGAACGUUUUGCGGAAAAGAGAGUGGGGGACUGUCUAGCUUUGGAAGGACAUUUGCAUAUGCAGAAUCGUCCUGCAAUCAGCUGUUCGCUCUGACGAUGGAGAGUUUCCCCAUCUUGCCUUCACACCCUAAUCUAUUGCUAAGUUCUGAUAUCUCAAGCAAAGGGAUUCAAGCUGUCCAGCAACAAUAACUAUACUUUCUCCUAAGUUUGCUUCUCUUCAUAUGAAUAUCUCAACAUUCCACCAUUCUUCUUGGCUUUACCUUUUCGGCAUGACUUUCUAUGCCAAAAUACCAGCAUGCCAACUGUUUUGAAAAGGCACGAGCCUUAAAAUGAGCAGGGUGUCACUUCACAACUAUUCACAGCAUGGACCCAUGAAAAAGAUGGGCAAAUUGCCAUGUGAAACUCCCAUGAUUUUCCAGGAUGAUGGGCUGCAAAUUGUUUUUUUUUUCUAGACCCAAAUAACACGGAAAUGAGCCUGAAAUUUACACUACAUUCCAUUCCUUUAGUUCUCCAGAACUGCCUUUCUACAUCUUGUGAGAACUCAAAUAUAAUGGGCAAAAAUAACAGCUAGGGGAACGUCAGGAGAAUGGAAUUAAUUGCAGUGAGAAUGCAGCCUUUGUGGCCAAAGUGAAACUGCAAUACAUCGGGAAUUCUUCAGCGUUACAUGUUUGCGCGGCGAGUUCUCGACCCCCACCAGGGAAAUAAAGACACAGGACACCAGAAUUAAGGUUAAAUGGGCGAAUUAGGCCACAACUUUAUUGAUUUCAGGAAUGAGAGGC